AGAAUAGUAUCAUGAAUAGACGAUAACCUAUAUAAUAAAAUAUUAAAUAAUAUUGUUAGGCUGUUUGGUUAUUCUCAGAAAUUUUAUUAAUAAUUAGUUGAAAUAUUGAAAUGCCGGCCCCUAGUUCACUUAGCGUAGCCGUUAUUUGCUCCAGUAAUAUGAACAGAAGCAUGGAAGCGCAUGCUUUUCUAAGUAAAAAAGGCUUUAAUGUUAAAUCUUUUGGUACUGGAGAUAAAGUUAAAUUACCAGGAAAUGCUCCAGAUCGUCCUAACAUAUAUGAUUUUGGAACGACAUACGAUGAAAUCUAUAAUGAUUUGUUAAACAAGGACAAGCAAUAUUAUACACAAAAUGGAUUGUUGCACAUGCUGGACAGAAAUCGUCGGAUAAAACCUAAGCCUGAAAGAUUCCAACUGUCAAAAGAAAAAUUUGACAUUUUAAUAACUUGCGAAGAACGUGUAUAUGACCAAGUAAUUGAAUGUAUGGAAUCAAGAACACAAGAAGAUAAUCAACCUGUACAUCUUAUUAAUCUUGAUAUUCAAGAUAAUCACGAAGAAGCUACAGUUGGAUCCUUUCUCAUCUGUGAAUUAGUCACUGUGUUGGCCAAUAGCGAAGACUUAGACAAUGAUAUAGAUGAAUUAUUGCAUGAAUUUGAAUCGAAAUUUGCUAGAACAAUUUUGCACACGGUACUUUUCUACUAAGGUAAUGUUACCUUUGAAGCGUUAUUACACAGGCUCCGACAUAAGUUAUAAAAAACUAUAUAUAAUUUUUAUUAUAUCGUUUCCUGAAUUUACUGAUAUAGAUUUAAGGGUAACAAUGAAGACGAAUGAUAAGUGCUUCCUAUUUAAAUAAUGAUCAUUUUUGGUUAAAUAAAUUUUGUAAAUCUGACACAUUUGUAUCAUAUAUAGAAUUUAUAGAAGAUAUGCGCGCCAGGUUAAAAAAAUUGUAUUGGGAAAUAGGAUGCCAAUGUAUUGGCAAGAUAUUAAUAAAAAUAAAUAUGAAAGUUACAAAAACAAAA
Vespula pensylvanica (western yellowjacket) is the source of this 1015-nucleotide messenger RNA. It is a transcript of the gene Ssu72, whose product is annotated as RNA polymerase II subunit A C-terminal domain phosphatase SSU72. The coding region runs from base 111 to 698 and encodes 195 amino acids. The transcript has 5 exons. Lineage: Eukaryota; Metazoa; Arthropoda; Insecta; Hymenoptera; Vespidae. The record is from RefSeq and is a predicted model, not a curated record. Gene Ontology annotation, molecular function: RNA polymerase II CTD heptapeptide repeat phosphatase activity. Gene Ontology annotation, biological process: termination of RNA polymerase II transcription. Gene Ontology annotation, cellular component: mRNA cleavage and polyadenylation specificity factor complex; nucleus.